Molecule: messenger RNA, 2721 nt
Organism: Balearica regulorum gibbericeps (East African grey crowned-crane)
Lineage: Eukaryota; Metazoa; Chordata; Aves; Gruiformes; Gruidae
Source: RefSeq, a predicted model, not a curated record
GGAGCACCAUCGCCGAGGCCGCCGGGAAGAAUGACUGUUGGAUGCCUACUACAGCCCCCUUUCCUGGGGAGGACUUGGCUCCCCGUGCUGCUGCUGGCGGCCUCCGCUCACUGCCACUGGCCCAGCGAGCCGGCAGAAGUGGUUCGGGACUGGGAAAACCAGCUAGAGGCCUCCAUGCACUCCGUGCUCUCGGACCUCCGUGAGACUGUGCCAGCCGUGGUGGGCAUACCGGACAGCUCUGCUGUGGUGGGACGCUUCUUCAGAGUCUCCAUCCCCACGGAUUUAAUUGCUUCCAAUGGAGAAGUUGUCCAGAUCUCCGAAGCUGGGAAGGACUCCUUGCCUUCUUGGUUACACUGGAACACGGAGAGCAGCUCCCUGGAAGGGCUGCCCCUUGACACGGACAAGGGCGUCCACUACAUCUCGGUGACCACGCUGCAGCCCUUCCCCAAUGGGAGCUACGUGCCACAGACCACAAACGUCUUCUCCGUUGAGGUCCACCAAGAAGACCACAACGAGCCUCAGUCGGUGCGAGUGGCCGUCCAAGACACAGGUGACGCAGCACCAUUUGUGUGUGGCUCGGAAGAUCCUGUCACGAUCCUGACUGUCAUUUUGGAUGCUGACUUAACAAAAAUGACACCAAAGCAGAGGAUUGAACUCUUAAACAGAAUGAGAAGCUUCUCGGAGGUGGAACUUCAUAACAUGAAGUUGGUUCCUGUUGUAAAUAACAGACUCUUUGACAUGUCGGCCUUCAUGGCUGGACCAGGAAAUGCAAAGAAGGUGGUGGAAAACGGGGCCUUACUCUCAUGGAAACUGGGAUGUUCUCUGAGCCAAAACAGCGUCCCCAACAUCAGCAAGGUGGAGGCCCCAGCUAAGGAAGGAACCAUGUCUGCCCGCCUUGGCUAUCCCGUUGUUGGCUGGCACAUCGCUAACAAGAAACCUCACCUUCCAAAGAGGAUGCGGCGGCAGAUCAACGCCACCCCUACACCAUUGACCGCCAUCGGGCCACCCACCACUGCCGCACAAGAACCGCCAACCAGGAUCGUCCCCACCCCGACGUCGCCCGCCAUCGCGCCUCCCACAGAGACGAUGGCACCCCCUGUCCGGGAGCCCAUUCCGCUGCCUAGGAAGCCUACGGUCACCAUCAGAACGAGGGGCCCCAUCGUCCAGACGCCCACUCUGGGACCGAUCCAGCCAACCAGGGUAGCAGAAGGCACCGGCACGGCCUCCGUGCCAAUUCGCCCCACGAUGCCUGGGUACGUAGAGCCCACGGCGGUGAUCACCCCGCCCACAACUACCACCAAGAAACCCAGAGUCUCCACUCUGAAGCCAGCCACGCCAUCCACAACGGAUUCCUCCACGGCGACGACGCGAAAGCCUACUCGAAGACCCAAAACGCCCCGUCCGACGAAGCCCCCCAGCACGACCAGAUCCCCCAUCUCCAAGCUGACCACGGCCUCCCCGCCGACCCGCAUACGCACCACAGCCAGCGGGAUCCCCCGGCCCGGGGAGCCAAAUGAGCCACCCAAGCUGACAAACCACAUCGACAGGGUCGACGCGUGGGAGGGCACCUACUUUGAGGUUAAAAUACCAUCAGAUACCUUCUACGACAAGGAAGAUACCACCACCGACAAACUGCAGCUGACCCUGAAGCUGAAGGAGCAGCAGAUGAUAGAGGAGAAUUCAUGGGUCCAGUUCAACAGCACCAGCCAGCUUAUGUACGGCAUGCCGGACCACAACCACAUCGGGAAGCACGAGUACUUCAUGUACGCGACUGACAAAGGCGGGCUCUUUGCCGUGGAUGCUUUUGAAAUCCACGUCCACAAACGCCCGCACGGGGACAAGUCUCCAGUGAAGUUCAAGGCCAGGCUGGAAGGAGACCACAACGCGGUGGUCAAUGACAUCAAUAAGAAGAUCAUGCUGGUGAAGAAGCUGGCUCUGGCGUUUGGCGACAGGAACAGCAGCACCAUCACGGUGCAGGACAUCGCCAAAGGCUCCAUCGUGGUGGAGUGGACGAACAAUACGCUGCCCCUGGAGCCCUGCCCCCGGGAGCAGAUCCGGACUUUGAGCAAAAAAAUUGCGGAUGACUCCGGCGGGCCGAGCCCAGCUUUCUCCAACGUCUUGCAGCCCGAGUUCAAGCCUCUGAACGUGUCGGUGGUCGGCUCCGGCAGCUGCAGGCACAUCCAGUUCAUCCCCGUGACGAAGGACGGAAGGGUGAUCUCGGAGGCGACGCCGACGGUGGCGGCAGGCAAAGACCCCGAGAAGAGCAGCGAGGACGACGUGUACCUGCACACCGUCAUCCCCGCCGUGGUGGUGGCCGCCAUCCUCCUGGUGGCCGGUAUCAUCGCCAUGAUCUGCUACCGCAAGAAGAGGAAAGGGAAGCUGACCAUCGAAGACCAGGCCACCUUCAUAAAGAAAGGCGUGCCCAUCAUCUUCGCCGACGAGCUGGAUGACUCCAAGCCUCCGCCGUCCUCCAGCAUGCCCCUCAUCCUCCAGGAGGAGAAAGCCCCGCUGCCCCCCCCAGAGUACCCCAACCAGAGCAUGCCGGAGACCACACCGCUCAACCAGGACACCAUCGGGGAGUACACGCCGCUGCGGGACGAGGACCCCAACGCGCCGCCCUACCAGCCUCCCCCCCCUUUCACCGCACCCAUGGAGGGGAAAGGCUCCCGCCCGAAGAACAUGACCCCGUACAGGUCUCCGCCGCCCUACGUCCCCCCUUAA